GCCCUAGCGUUUCACAAUUUCCCUGUAAGUUGGCGUGUAUAAAGCUGCGUCCUUUUUUCUUUUUUCUCCACCACCAGAUCCCUACAUUAUCUUCUCCAAUUGCCUAUCUUUCGAUUCAUUCCCUUUUCUUCAUCUCAUCGAAGGAAGUUGGCAGCUGAAUCUGCUGUGUCUGCUGCUUGUCAAAGUGGAUAGCAUUACGUUUGAAUCUUCUUUUAUGUCUGAACGGGCAUCUCUCAUUUUUUCAUUAGUUGGAUUGCUCGGAGAGUACUGUCCCUCUUCUAUAAAAAGGAAUAUAAGCUCCUCUUCUGAAGUUAUCUGUAUGCAUAUUGAGGCCGAUAACACACACAGUCCCGGUUGCCAAUUUAUGCAACCUAUUUCAAGUGCAAAGGGGGUGUCUGAUAAAAAAAAUUGUGUCACAAUUGAAAACACCAGUAUCUGAUAUUUCCUUUCUGAUUAACACUCUUCUACUAUUUGAUCAAGAUGGCUUUGCAGAAUAUCGGUGCUUCGAACAGUGAUGAUGCCUUUUAUAGGUAUAAGAUGCCCAAAAUGAUUACUAAGAUUGAAGGGAGGGGAAAUGGCAUCAAGACUAAUGUAGUUAAUAUGGUUGAGAUUGCAAAGGCUUUGGCUAGACCUGCUUCUUACACUACAAAGUAUUUUGGUUGUGAACUGGGAGCCCAAUCUAAGUUUGAUGAGAAGACUGGAACAUCACAUGUCAAUGGCGCUCAUGACACUGCCAAGCUUGCAGGGCUUCUUGAGAACUUCAUUAAGAAGUAUGUUCAAUGCUAUGGUUGUGGGAACCCUGAAACUGAGAUAAUCAUUACCAAGACACAGAUGAUUAACCUGAAAUGUGCUGCAUGUGGGUUUAUUUCUGAUGUUGACAUGCGAGAUAAACUUACAACUUUCAUUCUCAAAAAUCCACCGGAGGCAAAAAAGUCAUCGAAAGACAAGAAAGCAAUGAGGAGGGCUGAAAAGGAAAGACUCAAGGAGGGUGAGGCUGCUGAUGAAGAGCUGAAGAAGAUUAAAAAAGAGUCUAAAAAGAAGGGAUCCUCUACUACUACUUUGAAGGCUGCUGCUCCCAAAAGUGCAGUAACAAAGAAGAAAGGUAAGAAUUCUGAUGAGGAUAACUCCCCUGAACAAAGCCAGGCUGAUGAGAAUGUGGCAGCUAGCGAUGACGACGAUGAUGUCCAGUGGCAAACAGAUACCUCACUGGAGGCUGCUAAGCAACGGAUUCAGGAGCAGUUGAGUGCUGUUACUGCAGACAUGGUGAUGCUAACUACCAGUGAAGAGAAGAAAAAGUCGGUGCAGAAGUCUCCAGAGCAUGAUGUUAACGCUACUGAAAAAGUUGUCAGUGCCCAUGAGAAACUUGUUAAUGAGAUAAAGGAACAUCUCAUGCAGGGGUCUUCUCCUACUCAGCUUAAAUCCUUCCUAGGCUCGCUCUCUGGAGCCUCGUCCGAAGAAAUCAUGGAUGCCCUUUUUACUGCACUCUUUGAUGAUGUCGGGAAGGGGUUUGCGAAGGAAGUAACUAAAAAGAAGAACUACCUCGCAGCAGCAGCAGCUGCCACCAAAGAAGAGGGAUGGCAGAUGAUGCUCCUUCAUUCUAUCGAGUCGUUUUGCGGCAAUGCUAGCCCUGAUGCAGCAAAGGAGGUGGCUUUAGUUAUUAAGGUGUUGUAUGAUGAUGACAUCUUGGAAGAAGAGUUCAUCAUGGAAUGGUACCAGAAAGGUAUGGACGGUGGUAACAAGAGUUCUCAGAUAUGGAAGAAUGUGAAACCCUUCAUCGAGUGGCUCCAGAAUGCCGAGUCUGAGUCAGAGGACGAGUGAUCUUGAUAUAGUUGCUUUCUGAUUUUAUUUCUAGUAUGUUUCUCUUUUGGUCUUGUUGGUACUAAUAAAGUACAGCGAGCGAGGUCCUACAUGCUCUCUGUUUUUUGAGUCUGGUUUUCUUCAGUUGCUUGUUCUUAAAGACCGCACUUCCGUCUGCUUUUAUAUUUGAAUCGAGUUUGCUGUUUUGUUUUGU
Molecule: messenger RNA, 2011 nt
Organism: Hibiscus syriacus
Lineage: Eukaryota; Viridiplantae; Streptophyta; Magnoliopsida; Malvales; Malvaceae
Product: probable eukaryotic translation initiation factor 5-1
Exons: 2
Coding region: 481-1818 (445 amino acids)
Biological process (GO): formation of cytoplasmic translation initiation complex; formation of translation preinitiation complex; translational initiation
Cellular component (GO): cytosol
Molecular function (GO): eukaryotic initiation factor eIF2 binding; GDP-dissociation inhibitor activity; translation initiation factor activity
Source: RefSeq, a predicted model, not a curated record